GUAGCGCGAGGGGGCGGAGUCUGACUCGAGCGCGUGACGUCAUCACUUCCUGCUCGCGCAGGUAUCUCGGUAUCGGACACACCUCAACUGAAGCUCCGGAUCUGACCGCCGCGUUUUUACUCGGAAACAACGUUUCAUUUCCAUCGAAACCCUGCUUGAAACGACGUUUUAUCUCAGUCUGACGAGGAGUCACUCCGUCUCGGAGCUGUUUCAGUAGAUUGGUUUUGAAUAGUUUAUACAGGCUUCUGUUCGUUUGGAGAAUGACUCCAUCUCGGCUCUGGUUCUUCUGGACCGCGGUGGUUCUUCACAUCUGUCUCCGUGUAGCUCCAUCAGAGGCUCAGGAUGAAGGGAAAUGCAUGGAUAAGUUCAAUCUUGGCAAAGACGAUUUUGUGUUGGACGUAGAUGAAUCUGUGAAGGACGGGGCCACGUUCCUGUCUUCUCCUCAAGUGUCUCGGCCUGAAGAAUGUAUUCUGGCCUGUUGUCGUGAUCCAAACUGUAAUGUGGCUCUGAUAGAACAUGGAGAAAAUCCCAAAAGCAUCCGCUCAUGCUUCAUCUUUAACUGUUUGUACAAACAGAAGAAAGUCUGUCGCUUUGUGAGGAAGAAUGGCUUCAGCAACUACGUUCUGAUAUCAGUUUUUAAAGAUUACCUUGAGGAAAAACCUUCAGAUGUGGAGGACAAACCUCCAGUCGCAGUGAUCGGGCAGGACAAAGUCGUUCAACCCAAAGAAGAUGUGACUCUGAACGGCAUUGAGAGCAAAGACGAUAAAAAGAUAGUAAAAUAUGAGUGGGUACAGGUGUCUGGAGACCCAUCGGCUGUUAUUAAUAAAGGGCAGUUUGAGGAUUCAGUGACGGUCUCCAAUCUUUCUCCGGGGAUGUAUAAGUUUAAACUCACGGUCACAGAUGACGCUAAUCAGACGGGAUCUGCCGAGGUGGCAGUUUUGGUCCUGACGCCAGAACAGUCACUCCAUCACUGUCUAGUGCCGAAGAAAGAGGGUCCGUGUCGAGGCUCUUUCCCACGCUGGCACUACAACGCCGCCAACGAGAAAUGUGAGCAGUUCAAGUUUGGAGGCUGCAAACCAAACCGCAACAACUACCUGACGCUCAACGAAUGCCAGAACGCUUGCGACAAAGUUUCAGUUUUAGAUCCACCGCCGUCUGGAAGAUUAGGUCCGAUCCAUGAUCAUAGUGAGCGGUGUGACGAGGCUUGCGGUCCGGAUCAUUUCUCAUGCUCAAAUAAAUGCUGCAUCGAGAAAGAUUUGGAGUGUGACGGGGAAACGCAGUGCAGCGAUGGUUCGGACGAGGCUGAAUGCUCCAAACUGGACCGUAAGUUCGGUCGAUUGCUGGAUAUUCCUGUGGAUAAAAGCAAAGUUCGUUGCGUGGAGCCGCCGAUAACAGGCCCCUGUCGCGCGAGCUUCACUAACUGGUACUUCAAUCCGUACAAGAAGCGCUGUGAUCGCUUCAACUACGGCGGCUGUGAUGGAAAUGAAAACCGCUUUGACACGGAGGAGAAGUGCAUGGAGUCAUGCACUGGAGUGACCGAGUCUGAUGUGUUUGCCAGAAGAGCUCACUUUGAGAAACUAGAGGGCAACAACGAAUCAGUCAUCAUCGGCAUUGUCAUCGUUCUGGGCAUCGCCAUCGCCGUCCUGCUGGUCGCGAUCACAUUUUAUCUUCUGAAGGGAAAGAAGAAGCACAGAAACAAAUAUCAGCACACGGCUGUCAACGGUGGUCACGUUCACCCCUACGAGGAUUCAGAGAAACUCGUCUACAACAGCACAACCAAACCCUUCUGAGCAUAUUUAACAGGACAUCUAACCAAACUAAUGCAGCGAGAUGUGGAAUCAAUCUGUAUAUGCAAUAAUUAUGUGGUUUCUUCACUUGUUU
This is a messenger RNA of Carassius carassius (crucian carp), 1881 nucleotides long. RefSeq names its product kunitz-type protease inhibitor 1-like. Lineage: Eukaryota; Metazoa; Chordata; Actinopteri; Cypriniformes; Cyprinidae. The record is from RefSeq and is a predicted model, not a curated record. Bases 261 to 1790 code for a protein of 509 amino acids. The transcript has 11 exons. Gene Ontology annotation, molecular function: serine-type endopeptidase inhibitor activity; protein binding.